This is a messenger RNA of Setaria italica (foxtail millet), 1100 nucleotides long. RefSeq names its product ribosome-recycling factor, chloroplastic. Gene Ontology annotation, molecular function: ribosomal large subunit binding. NCBI's taxonomy places the organism in Eukaryota, Viridiplantae, Streptophyta, Magnoliopsida, Poales, Poaceae. Gene Ontology annotation, cellular component: chloroplast. Bases 71 to 847 code for a protein of 258 amino acids. The record is from RefSeq and is a predicted model, not a curated record. The transcript is spliced from 12 exons. Gene Ontology annotation, biological process: plastid translation.
CCUCUUCCUCCUCCUCCUUUGGCGGCUUGGCCACCACUCCUCCCUUCCCACUCCCUCACCAGCUGCGCGCAUGGCGCUCCACGCCGUCUCCCCCGCGGCGGUCUCCUCCCCGCUGCGCGCCCUCGCGCACCGCCUCGCCCAGCGCCCAGGCUGUGGUUGUCUCCCAAAGCAAUUAGUCUCCAUUUACUCCUCCGCAAACUUUGCGGGACUUCAGGCUGGGCCUCUUGUUCUUCGACACUCGGACAAGAGAGCAGUUUUGACACAUGCCACCAUCGAAGAAAUCGAAGCAGAAAAAUCUGUUAUUGAAGAGCAGGCUAAAGAAAAGAUGGAAAAGGCAAUCGAAACAGUCCAAACUAACUUCAACACUGUGAGGACAGGGCGUGCAAACCCGGCAAUGCUUGACCGGAUUGAGGUUGAGUACUAUGGAACUCCAGUGAACUUGAAGAGUAUUGCACAGAUAAGCACUCCAGAUGCAACUUCUCUCCUUAUUCAGCCAUAUGACAAGUCAAGCCUCAAGCUUAUUGAGAAAACAAUAGUUGCUGCAAAUCUUGGUGUAACACCAAGCAAUGAUGGAGAAGUGAUACGAGUGACUGUCCCACCACUGACAUCUGAUCGCAGAAAGGAAUUAGCAAAAACUGUAGCUAAGUUAGCUGAGGAUGGCAAGGUUGCUAUAAGGAACAUAAGAAGAGAUGCAAUCAAAGCUUAUGAUAAACUACAGAAGGAAAAGAAGCUUUCUGAAGAUAACGUGAAAGAUUUAUCUGCUGAUCUACAAAAAGUCACAGACGGUUACAUGAAAAAGAUAGAAUCCAUCCAGAAGCAGAAGGAAGAGGAACUGAUGAAAAUUUAGAUCUCAAGCUGACAGUAUAACUGCUUGGCUCUGCGCCGGGGAUGCACGUUUUGGUUCGGUGCUUUGCUAGAACUUUUUGGAUGCAAGUUCAGACAAUGUUGCUGUUGCUGUGCUUCUCUUUUUGUAAUGCUCGUAAAUAGGCAGGAUCUCAUCACAGUGGUGGUCGGACCACUACAUUGUCAAUAUUUUCUCACCAUCUCAAUCUCAAAUGUCUGUGAAUUGUUUGGUUCUACCCUCAAGUCCCUGUUUUGAA